Molecule: messenger RNA, 1113 nt
Organism: Salpingoeca rosetta
Lineage: Eukaryota; Choanoflagellata; Craspedida; Salpingoecidae
Exons: 12
Coding region: 1-969 (322 amino acids)
Biological process (GO): 7-methylguanosine mRNA capping
Molecular function (GO): methyltransferase cap1 activity
Source: RefSeq, a predicted model, not a curated record
AUGGAGACUGGCGAACAGCACGACAAACUGCCCGUUCCGCAACCGCUUGACCUGUUUGAUGACCCACGCGACUGGGUGGAGGAGAAAGCAACCGACGGCACCGUCACCUGGUUCAAUCCUCGCUUCAUGCUGGUGAGCCUCGUUCGUCCGCCCUCACACAAGGAAGGCGCUUCACCUUUCUGCCACUGGUUCUCCAUCGAGGCGCCGGGCAAGGGCCGUGGAUAUGUGCACAAGUUUACGCGCGAAGUUAUUUACCGCGACAUUACACAGGAGCGCAGCAUCCACGUUCCUGACAAACUGCCCGUUCCGCACCCGCUUGACCUGUUUGAUGACCCACGCGACUGGGUGGAGGAGAAAGCACCCGACGGCACCUGCGAGGCCACACGGCAGAUUGAGCUGCGCCCGAAAGCGUUUGACCUCGACGAAGCCGAGGAGUUUCGCAACAUGAACAUCCUCUUCAUGUGCUCCUUCAGGUCUGCAACGGACCAUUCCGACAACCACCUGGCAGAGACGAUGCGGCUGCAGGAGAAGUGGAUGAACUUCCUCCGCCCCGCGGCAUCGCGGCUGCGGUUCUUCCUGCCGUGGCCGAGCAAGCGCGGGGAGGGCGGCGCCACGGAAUACAUCGACGGGCAGCUCCGCUUCCCGCUGUGGGGCAUCAACACGGGCACAGAGUGCACCAUGUUCGUCACAGACCCGGAGGCGCGACGAACAUUCAGUUUCCGCGACUUUGAAGGCCUCAUGUUCCACCACAACGUCAUCACCCGCACAACAUACUACGAGCACAGCGUGCAGGGGGAGGGCCUGGACCACUGCUAUGACUGCAGCGCCGAGAUCUUCAUCCUCUCGCAAUGGAUCCGAUCAGCCAAUCCGGGGCUGGACGAGGAGGAGGUGCGACGGGAGGUGUCGAAGCUCUCGUAUGACAUCAGCAGAAUCAUCUCAAACGGCAGCAGAACACUCAAGGUCACAUGAGUCACAACCAGCAACGCACGCAAUGUUAUGUGAUGUGUGUGUGUGUGUGUGUGUGCGUGUGUGUGGUUGACCUUUGCUUCCCUCGCCCGGUACACAUGUGCGUGCAUUUCACGUGAGUUCAUUAAACGCAAGGACAACGCCAAA